GUGGCCCUUCGACGGCGCAGGCACCGUCGUAGCAAUCAGCUGGUCGCAAACAUCACUUUUUUGUCACCCCCAAAGGCAACGCUUUUCGGAUUGAUUUGGAAUCCGAUCGGGGCCAUGGACCGCGACGAGCACCACCUGCUGGAGGAGGGGCCCCUGGAGCGCUUCAAGGGCGCCACCCUGCAGAUCAAACAGGACCAGACCUCUAGAAGCCCCAGCACUUGCGGAGGGUUGAGUCCUGAAAACAAAGCGUCCAAAUCAAAAGGAACCUUGUGUCCAAUGCCAGUGGGCGAGUUGGAGGCCAGGGAAUAUUUUUCUUCACGAGACAGCCUCGUCAACAGCGCUAUCGACGAAUGCGUUCGAUUAUUCAUCAACCCUGAACUAGACGGCGAUCUACUAGGUGCUUGGCUACUGACAGAAAUAAGUUUGUGGGAUACUGAAAAGGAGCGCUUGGUCUUUUUGACGUGUCACUCGCUGAUGAUCGUCAAGUACGACUUCAUCACGACGCGGCCACUCGAACACCAAAAAGUGUCGCUGUCGUGCGUGGACACGGUGGUGGUCGGCGAGCUCAUCUACCCACCUGGCUCUAUGGUUCCACGCUUGAACGGGUUGGCGAACGGCGUCAUGAGCGUCGUCAAAGGGUGUUUGUUGCGGCCCCUGCAAGAGCGGUGGGCGUCCUCGGAGGACGCUGAGGAAAACCUCAACCACCAACACUCGUCGCCUUUUGAGUUUGUCAAUUUUGAAGCCAGGCCUCGAAAUGUUCGAGGGGUGAGAGCCAUGUGGAACAAGGGCGAACCUCUACCCUUCACAAAGCGCUGGAACCCAUUCACAAACGAGGUGCCCCUCUGCACCUACACCUCCCACCCCCUCCUGUGGCACAAAGGAAAUAACGAAGGCAAUACUAGAUUUGAUGUGGAGAGUUUUGCCGAGCGGCUGACCUUUGCCCUUGAUCAGACCUCGGUCAACAAUGGCAACCCACCUUGCAAGAUUGAUUACCAACCGAUUGUGCUGCAAAACUACGUUGGAAUUGGCUCUCUUAUUCACAAUAGAAAUGCACUUGGCUUCUUCAAAAGUAGAGGAAAAUUCAGUUUUUGAACUUUGACGUGAUUUUCUCCUUUGAGGCCUCUUUGUGUGAUAAUUUUACUAUAUAUGGUAUUAAAAAAAUAUAUAUAAACCUCAGCAGGUUCUAAAAAUUUUGAAAUUCUAAUAUAUUGCAUUAUUUGCAAAGCUUGUUAAAUACAAAUUUACAAAUUCAAACACGGCUUACCACUUUGCACUCUCUAUACAACAUAAGGAAAAUUAAAAAUUUAUUUUAUAAAGCAUUUGCGAGCAAAUGAUUAAAUUAUUAACAAUAAUUUUACAUUUGCAUGAAUUUUCGCUUCCAAGGAUAUUGUGUAUAAAUUUUCAUUUGCAUUUGAAGUGUACAAUUGCAAAUAUAUUAUUAAAAUAAUUGACUUAAAAUGUUAAUAUUCUUACAAACGUUACAGUGUGCAGAUUUGCAGAAAUAUGAAACGUGGUAUUCA
Neocloeon triangulifer is the source of this 1520-nucleotide messenger RNA. RefSeq names its product tumor protein p63-regulated gene 1-like protein. The record is from RefSeq and is a predicted model, not a curated record. The transcript has 7 exons. Gene Ontology annotation, cellular component: cytoplasm. Lineage: Eukaryota; Metazoa; Arthropoda; Insecta; Ephemeroptera; Baetidae. Bases 115 to 1092 code for a protein of 325 amino acids.